Molecule: messenger RNA, 6982 nt
Organism: Rattus norvegicus (Norway rat)
Lineage: Eukaryota; Metazoa; Chordata; Mammalia; Rodentia; Muridae
Gene: Ly49si3l1
Product: immunoreceptor Ly49si3 like 1
Cellular component (GO): plasma membrane; membrane
Molecular function (GO): carbohydrate binding
Source: RefSeq, a predicted model, not a curated record
CAGAAAGUCAUGAGGUUGAGUAUCACUCAGAGGAAAGUUAGUUUUGCCUUUAAUCUCGGAGCCUCUGGGGGAUACAGAUGAAGCAAUUCCCUUUAACAGAAUCAAUUCAGUGUAGAGACAGAGAAAUCAUUGAAGGCCCAACUUUCACUGAAAACAAACUUCAUGUACCAUUUCCAAAAUGAGUGAGCAGGAGGUCUCUUACUCAACUGUGAGAUUUAAAAAGUCUUCAGGGCGGCAGAACCAAGUGAGGCCUGAAGAGACUCAAACGGCCAGAGAAGCUGGCCACACAGAGAGGUCAGUCCCCUGGCAGCUCAUUGUGGUAGCUCUUGUAAUCCUCUGUUCCCUUCGGCUGGUAGCUGUUGGAAUGAUCCUGACAAACAUUUUUCAGUAUGCUCAUGAAAAACAUGGAGUGCAUGAAAUUCUAAGCCACAAGUAUAACUACAGCACCAUGCAAAAUGACAUCGAUUUAAAAGAAGAAAUGCUAAGGAAUAUUUCUAAAAAUUGCAGUCGAGGCAAUGAUCUUCUGCAAUCUCUAAUCAGAGAACAGAAAAGAUGGUACAGUGAAACUAAGACUGUUAUACCUUCCUCUCAGCACACAGGCAAAAAUGUUGAAAUACACUGGUUCUGCUAUGGAAUAAAAUGUUAUUAUUUCAUUCUGGACAAAAAAACCUGGAUCGGAUGUAAACAAGCAUGCCAGAAAUCCAGAUUAUCCCUUCUGAAGAUAGAUGAAGAGGAAGAACUGAAGUUCCUUCGGCUCCAGGUUCUUUCAGACCAGUACUGGAUUGGAUUGUCAUACAAUAAAGCAAAACAGGAAUGGUCAUGGAUUGAUAAUGGCCAAUCUGAAUUCUGUCACCUAAGAAUAGUGGAUUCUUGAGAAGAAAUAAAUUUGCAGAAAUUUCUUCUGCACAGAAGCUUGAAUUUCACAGACAUUUUCCCCUUGUCUUGCUCUUAUAUUUUUUCUAUGUCCUCUUCUCUGCUCUCCUCUGAAAUUUGCUGGUUGUGUGGAGGCAAAGAAGUUGACGCAGAUGUCUCCUUUAGGGCUCAGCACAUAUACACAUCUCUUAUGCACUAUGAUAAAUUCUUCCACUCUGCCUGGACUAUAGCCCGCUGUGUAAAGAAGGUUCUCUGCCUUAGAGAAGCAUUUCAGCUUUAUGAGUUCCCAUUUGUUGAUUGUUCAUCAUAUAGCAUGAGUCAUUGGUGUCCUUUUCAGGAAAAUUUUCACUCUUCCCAUGUGUUUCAGGCUCUUGUCUACUUUCUCUUCUACUAGAUUUAGCAUAUCUCUUUUUACGUAGAAGACCUUGAUCAACGUGGACUUGAUCUUUGGAAAAGGAAAAUAGAAUGAAUCAAUUUGAAUUCUUCUACAUGGUGACCCUCCAGUUAACCCAGCACCAUUUGUUGAAAAUGCUACCUUUUUCCACAGAAUGGUUUUAACUUCUUUGUGAACAUUGAAGUGACCAUACGCUGUGGUUUAUUUCUGGUUCUUUAAUUCUAUUCCAUUGAUCUAUGUGCAUUUCUCUGCACAAAUACUAUGCCAUUUAGCUUUUUUUAUCACUAUUGUUCUGUAGAACAGCUUGAGGUCUGAAAUGGUGAUCACCCCAGGACUUCUUUGAUUAUUGGGAAUAAUUUUUGCUACCUUUUUUUUAAUUCCAAAUGAAUUUGUGAAUUUCUCAUUAUACCUCUGUGAAGAAUUGUAUUGGAAUUUUGAUGAGGAUUUCACUGAAUAUUUUGGUUUUAGACUUCUUUGGUAAGGUGGCUAUUUUUAUUAUGUCAAACCUGCUGAUGCAUCAGCAUGGGAGACUGUUCUAUCUUCUGAGGAAUUCUUCAAUUCCUUUCUUCAGAGAAUUGAAGUACUUGUCAUACAAAUCUUUCGCUUACCUGGUUAGAUUCAUACCAAAGUUUUUUCAUAAUAUCUGAAACUAUUGUGUAGGGUCUUGUUUUCAUAUUUUUCACAGUCUAUAUAUUCUUUCAGUUUAGGAAACCUAUUAAUUUGAUAGAAUUUAUUUUAUAUAAUUAGUGACUAUUGUGAAAGAUGUUGCUUCCAUAAUUUCAUUGUCUGCCCAUUUAUUCUUUCAGUAGGGGAAGGCUCAUUUGUUAGAGUCAAUUUAUAUCCAGGCACUUUGCAGAAGUUCUUCAACAAUUGUAGGAGUUCUUUGGUAGCAUUUUUGUGGUCUCUUAUGUAAACUAUCAUAAUAUCUGCAAAGAGUGAUAUUUUGACUUCCUCCUUUUCAAUUUUUAUUUCCUUGAUUUACUUUGUGGUCUAAUUGCUCUGGCUAGAAGUUGGAAUACUAUAAUUUUGACAAAAUCACAACUUAUAGAUUGUAAAAUAUCUUUACCAAGCCUAGAAUAGAUAGAGGGCUAAUAUCUAAAAUUUACAGAAACCUCAAAAGUUAGACAGCAGAGAGCCUAAUAACCAUAUGGAAAUGGGACUCAGAGCUAAACAAAGAAUUCUCAUGUAAGGAAUCUUGCAUAAUCAGGAAGAACCUAAAAAUGUUCAACAUCCUUAGUCACUGGGGACAGCAAAUCAAAUUAUCCUGAGUUUCCACCUCAUACCAAUUACAAUGGCUAAGAUCAAAAACAAAUUUGACAGCAGAUGCUGAUGAGGAUGUGCAGAAAGUGGAACAGUCCUCCAUUUCUAGUAGGACUGCAGGCUGGUAAAACCCCUUGGCAAAUCAAGGUUGCAGUUCCUCAGAAAACUGGAAAAAGUUCUAACUGAAGACCCAGCUAUAGCACUCCUGGACAUACACCCAAAAGUUGUUCCAAAAUAUAAGUUGCUCCACCAUGUUUUUAGCAGGCUUAUUUAUAAUCACCAGAAGCUCAAAAUAAUCCAGUUGUCCCUUAAAAGAAAUAUGGAUACUGAAAAUAUGGUUCAUUUAUAUAAUUGAGUACUACUCCACUACCAAAAACAAUGACUUCAUAAAAUUCAUAGGUAAAUGGAUGGAACUAGAAAAUAUCAUCGCGAGUGCGGUGACCCAAUCACAAAAAAAAAAAAAAAAAUGAAAAAAGAAAAAAAAAUACACAUGGUUUCCAAAUAAGAUAAGUAGGUACUAGCUAAAAGCUCAAAUUAUCCAAGAUACAAUCCAUAGUCCACAUGAAGCACAAGAAAAAAGAUGACCAAAUUGUGGAUGCUUCACUCCUUCAAAAAAGGGAGGACAAAAAUAUACAUAGGACUAUACAUAGAGACAAACGUUGGAGCAAAGUCUCAAGAAAUGGCUAUUUGGCUAUAUUUGGCUAUUCCCGAGACAGCCUCACUGGGGAAUUCAGCAUGUAUACAUAUAUAUAUAUAUAUAUAUAUAUAUAUAUAUAUAUAUAUAUAUAUAUAUAUAUAUAUUUAUAUAUGUAUAUAUAUAUGUGUGUGUAUAUAUGUAUAUAUAUAUACAUAUACAUAUAACCACUAAAACUAGACAAUAUUGAUGAAGCCUAUAAGUGCAUGCUGAAAGGAGACUGAUAUAGCUGUCUAAUGAGUGACUCAUCCAGAGCAUGACAAAUACAGAGGAAAAUGCUACCAGAAAACUACUAAAGUGACAAUGAGGUCCCUGUUGGAGGAAUUAGAGAAUAGAGUAGAGGAACUGAAGAAGCUUGCAACCCCAUAAGAACAACAAUUCUAACCAACCAGAAUUUCUAAGGAUUAAACCACUACCCAAAGACUACACGUGGACAGAGCCAUGGCUCCACCUGCAUAUGUAGCAGAGGAUGGCCUUGUUGGGCACCAAGGGGAGGAGAAGCCCUUGGUUUUGCCAGGCUGGACUCCCCAGUGUAGGGGAAUGUCAGGAAGAGGAGUAGGAAUGGUGUUGGUUUUGGAGGGUGAACACCCUUAAAGAAUAAGUGGAGGGAAAUAGGAUAGGGGGUUUAUUGAUGGGAAACUAGGAAGGGAAAUGAAAUUUGAAAUUUAAAGAAAAGGUAGCCAAUAAUAACAAAAAAAGAGAUAAGACCAAGGUGUGGAUGCUUCAAUCCUACAUAGAAUAGGCACAAAAUAAUCAUAGGAAGUAGAGUGAAGGAGGGACCUGGGAGGAAGAGAGAAAGGGGACAUCAAAUGGAGGUAGGAUCAAGUACUGUUAGAAACAAGAGAGAUGUGAAGAAUGUCAGGAAAUUGAAUAUAAAUAUGUAGCAGUGAGGGAUGGGAAGUACAGGUAAUGACUAGAAAGUCUCAGAUGCCAGGAAUGCAAGAGGUACCCAGGACCCAAUGGGGAUGACUAUAGAUGAAAUAUGUAGCAAAGUGGACAUAGAACUUGUAACAACCACAUCCAAUAGAUAGGCAUGGCCCUUAGUUGAGGUAUGGGGCCACCAACUGGUCUCAAAGUUUUUUUUUUUAACCCAGAAUGUUCCUUUACAAAGGAAAGACAGGUUCAAAAGUUGGAAGGAGACUAAAUGAAAGGCCAUCCAGAGACUAUCCCACCUAAGGAUCCAUCCCCAUUUGUAGACACCAAAACUUGAUACUAUUGCUGAUGUCAAGAAGUGCUUGCUAAGUGGAACCGGGUAUGACUAUUCCCUGAGAGGUUCUACUAUCACAUGACCAACACAGAUACAGUUAUUCAUAGCCAACCAUUGUACUGAGCCCAUGGACUUCAAUGGAAGAGCUAGGGGAAGACUGUAGGAACUGAAGGUGAUUAUAACUCCAUAAAAAGAUCAAUAUCAACUACAUGGAGCAUCUAGAACUCCCAGAGACUAACCACCCACCAGAGAGUAUACAUGGAAGGAUCCAUUAUUCCAGAUACAUAGGCAUCAGAGGAUGAUCUUAUGUGAUAUCAGAGGGAGGGGAGGUCUUUGGUCCUGUGGAGGCUUGAUGCCCCAGCAUAGGGAGAUGCUAGAGAGGUGAGACUGGGAUUGGUAAGUGGGUGGAGGAGCACCCUCCUGUAGGUGAAAGUAAGGAUGUUAUAGCAGAUGGGAUGUGGGAUUGUGGUGCGGUAACAAUGACACAGGAUAUCAUUUGAAAUGUAAAUGCAUAACAUCACAAAAAAAGAGAGAAAAAGAUUCAUCUUUGAUGGAGUUGAGAGCAGCACAGGUCUAGGCCGUAGCUAUAAAUACUAGGAACACAUUUUACCCACUGACUACAUAGCAGGACAAUUGGCCCAAGUGGCCUCUGACCACCUUCAAUCUCAGGCUUUGGAGUUGGAUUACACCAUCCGACAUGGUUCCCUCUUAUCGUAAAGGACCUAGUUCCAAUAAGAAAGCAUCAAUUUAACCUACAAUAUAUCUUGCUUAACAGGUCAGCAUUGUAGCAUGCAGGUUCCAGUGCUGAAUUGGUCUACUCAUAUCUUUUCUCCUCUGCAACCAGCAAAAACUGUUUCUAGCCCUUUGAAAGCCAGACCAGGGGAAGAUAUUUCCAUAUUGAUUGGGAUUGACUUCUCUAUGUGUUGGUGUCAAAGUGGGAAGUAUCUUCAGCAAUAGGGCUUUCCAUGUGUUUAUGAUGGAUACCCAAGGGGAGGAGCAGCAACCUGUGCUGUGUAGGAGACACUUGUCAUGUCCCAGACCAGUAAGUAAUUCCUCUUGAAGAGUCCUUUGCCUUGCACUUGGGUUCCUUUUAAAAACUCAUAUCUUAUUUUGAAUGGGUUCUCUCCUCACUGAGUGCUCCCUGUUCCUCCCCACCUUCCUACUCACCCAAGGUCCUACUAUUUCUUUCUCCUCCAAACAACAAAAAAGUGGAAAUAAAAUCAAUCAGGUGAUCAAAAUACACAAAAAUCACAAAAAAAAUGUUUCCCCUCCCCAAAACCAAAACAACUACACAAACAACACACACACACACACACACACACACACACACACACACACACACACACACACACACACACACACCACUCCAAACCACGAAGGAAUCAAGGAAUAAUGGAGUUUGUUUUGUGUUGAUCAUCUAUGAACUUACUAUCUUGUAUUUAUAGGGACCUUUACAUAUCCUUAGUUUUGGUUAAUCUAUCCUUUAUUCUCUCAUGCCCCUUAUCUUUCAAUCCUCAUUCAACUUUGUACUUGAAUCCUCUACCUUCUGCCUUCAAAUUAUAUAUUUAUCAUUUUUUCUGGUUGCUGAUUUUUUUUAGAAAUACAAAUUUUCAGAAAUCACCUCAUUAUUAUUUAUUCUUUAAUAAGUUUUUUAUGUAGAUAUAUGUUAAAUAGCUUUCUAUAUAAUAUAAAAUAAAUGGAAUUUUUGUUAUUUUGUUCAUAUUAUUUAGAUAAGGAAUCAUCUCAAGAUUCAGGCAUUCCUUUAACUCGUGAUCCUCUUAGCUCUGUCAGGUAUUGGGAAUAAAGGCAGGCAUGCCUAGCCUAUCUUCAAUCUCUUGAAAGAUGUCAGUUAUACUUAUUUUACACGUGCUAAUGAUAAUUCUACUGCCUCUACUCUUGUGGAUUUAAUGUUCUAUUUCUGUUGUCUUCUGUUCAUGAUGUCAUUUUCUUUAGGACAUUUUUCUGGAUUUCUUUGCAAAUAGCUCUAGAAACAGUCUGAGGCAUGGCAUCUAGACUGAUUGUUUUCUUAGGAAACUAUUGUUCAGUGCCUGGGCACGUGGCACGUCUUUCUCACUUUUGAUCAGCCUCUGCUGAUCCUCUGAAGUGACAGCUCUGCUGAAGCCUAAGCCUGUUGUGUUGAUGCUCCUGACUGUGCAUCAAGUGUGGUUUUAAUUAUUAGUUAAUAUUUGAUUAGGACCUUUUUCUAUAGCCAUGUGUAACUUGGGUUUAAAUCCUCCUAAUUUAGCCACCCAAAUGAUAAAGUGAGUGGCCUGCCUCACUUUUCAUAGCGUCAUAACAAGGUUAUAUAUUUUAGUCUACAUUUGAAAGUAUGUUAUCCUAAGAAUGUAGUUGUGCCACCUAAUACACCGUUUAAGUUAUUUUUCUCCUACUUUGUGGGGUGUGAAGUAUGAACUCAGGCUGUUGGUUUGUGUGGGCAAUGUUACUGGCCCAAGAAUUUUUUUAUGAGUUCAGUGAAAAUUAACAGUUUUAUUGAUGAACUUUUUAUUAAGUCUGUAUUGUGUACACUUUGGAUAAUAAACCUUGUUUUCAAAAA